Messenger RNA from Spinacia oleracea (spinach), 510 nucleotides. RefSeq lists its product as uncharacterized. The coding region runs from base 1 to 510 and encodes 169 amino acids. The transcript has a single exon. Lineage: Eukaryota; Viridiplantae; Streptophyta; Magnoliopsida; Caryophyllales; Amaranthaceae. The record is from RefSeq and is a predicted model, not a curated record.
AUGGGGAAAGCAGAAAAAUGGCCACCCAAGUCCAGCAAACCCGACUCAAAGAAGGACCCUUUGAAGUGGUGUGAUUUCCAUGCCGACAUCGGCCACACCACCAAUGAAUGCGUGGCGCUGAGGAGAGAAGUUUCCUACCUACUAAGGAAUAGAUAUCUCAAAGACAUCAUGUCUGACAAAGCUCGAGAUGUCGUUAACAAAGACAAUUCCAAUUCUCCUUCUCGACCUCCUCCACCUCCCCCUCACACUAAAAUUGUAAACUUUAUUGUUGGAGGUUCUGACAUUUGUGGUUUGACUUAUUCUGCAGCAAAAAGGCAUGCUCGAGAGAACGAGAUCGACAUACCAACUGGGGCUAUAGCCGCGAAACACCUGACCCCUAUAUCCUUUGACGAAUUUAAUGCAGGUGACAUUCUUGACAAACAUCAUUACGGUCUGGUAAUAUCUAUUCCCGUAGGGAAUUAUAUGAUCAGACAGGUCCUUGUCGACAACGGUAGCUCCACCAACGUAUGA